AUGUUACGAUGUUAUGCUUUUGUUGGUUUUCCAAGCGAUCAAAUCAUAGCUAUUGAAAUUGUUCAACUACAACAUAUCUACGUAACGAUCUUUAAUGGUAUUCUCCAACAUCAAGCAAAGCUUCGUCACAAAUCACAGCUCAAAACUAAAUCAACAGAAGGAAACACAUUAAUGCACUUACAUGAUGAAUGCACGGGUGCUCUGAGCGCGGUAAGAGCUUUGAGAAUUUACAAUACGAUAAAAUAUGCUUUUGCUGUUAUCGCUCCAGCUUGA
This is a messenger RNA of Clunio marinus, 273 nucleotides long. The record is from the annotation of a GenBank genome assembly. NCBI's taxonomy places the organism in Eukaryota, Metazoa, Arthropoda, Insecta, Diptera, Chironomidae.